Uloborus diversus is the source of this 1073-nucleotide messenger RNA. It is a transcript of the gene Cdk1, whose product is annotated as cyclin-dependent kinase 1-like. Gene Ontology annotation, molecular function: ATP binding; RNA polymerase II CTD heptapeptide repeat kinase activity; cyclin-dependent protein serine/threonine kinase activity. Gene Ontology annotation, cellular component: nucleus. NCBI's taxonomy places the organism in Eukaryota, Metazoa, Arthropoda, Arachnida, Araneae, Uloboridae. Gene Ontology annotation, biological process: mitotic G2 DNA damage checkpoint signaling; G2/M transition of mitotic cell cycle; protein phosphorylation. The record is from RefSeq and is a predicted model, not a curated record.
UUCAAACUUCACUACUCAGAACGGUUAUUAUUGUUUGAAAUUGGUGAAAGAUCGUUUGUAUUGCUCCGUUAUACGAAGAACCAUGGAAGAUUAUAUAAAAGUUGAGAAAAUUGGAGAAGGUACAUAUGGUGUUGUUUAUAAGGGAAAACACAAGAAAACAGGACGAAUAGUUGCUUUGAAGAAAAUUAGAAUAGAAAAUGAAGAUGAAGGUGUACCAUCUACUGCUAUAAGAGAGAUAUCUAUGUUAAAAGAACUUGUGCAUCCUAAUAUUGUUGGUCUUCUUGAUGUUUUGAUGCAAGAAAACAGGUUGUAUUUGGUAUUUGAAUUCUUGUCUAUGGAUUUGAAAAAAUACCUGGAUAGCAUUCCGAAUGGGCAAUUCAUGGAUAAAGCCUUAGUAAAGAGCUACAUGUAUCAGCUCUUAGAUGGCAUCUUAUUUUGCCAUCGAAGAAGAAUUUUACACAGAGAUCUUAAACCUCAAAAUCUGUUGAUUGAUGAGAAAGGAACAAUAAAAAUGGCUGAUUUUGGACUUGCUAGAGCAUUUGGAAUUCCAGUGAGAGUUUAUACACAUGAAGUUGUCACUCUGUGGUACAGGGCGCCAGAAAUUCUUUUGGGAUCCGAAAGAUACUCUACGCCUGUUGACAUCUGGUCAAUUGGAGCAUUUUUUGCUGAAAUGUCAAAUAAAACUCCUUUAUUCCGUGGUGAUUCUGAGAUUGAUCAACUUUACAGGAUUUUCAGAACCUUGGGAACGCCUACCGAUGAAGUCUGGCCUGGUGUAACAGAGUUGCCAGAUUAUAAAACAGUUUUUCCUAACUGGAAACAGAAUUCAUUGUCCGUCUUAACAACCCAUUUGAAUGAAGCUGGCCAAGAUUUGCUGCAGCAAAUGUUGAUCUUCAACCCUGGAAAUCGAAUUUCAGCUUUGGAAGCUCUAAAACAUAAAUAUUUUGAAAAUUUUGAGAAACCUUUUCCAAAAUAAUCUUUUACUGUGUUUUAAAAUUGUAUGUGUUUUUAUUUUUAUGCUCAUAGUUUUGUAAACAUAUCAGAGUUUUGUACAUGUAAAGUAUUAAUAAAAAAUU